Molecule: messenger RNA, 1956 nt
Organism: Cryptotermes secundus
Lineage: Eukaryota; Metazoa; Arthropoda; Insecta; Blattodea; Kalotermitidae
Product: sorting and assembly machinery component 50 homolog
Exons: 10
Coding region: 136-1578 (480 amino acids)
Biological process (GO): mitochondrial respiratory chain complex assembly; protein insertion into mitochondrial outer membrane
Cellular component (GO): outer membrane; SAM complex
Source: RefSeq, a predicted model, not a curated record
AUCAACUGGCAAUCAAGUUAGCCAUGAAAAUAUCAUGACGAAGACGGAUAAGUUGUGUUAGGUUGCUGGAAAUUUCUUAAAUUUAUUUUAUAUGAGGAUAAUAAAUAACUCAAACUUAAGUGAAUACACUUGACAAUGGGGACAGUUCACUGCAAGGAUGUACCUCCUGAUCAAACCAUCGGAGACGUUCGGUCGCACUUUGCGGCAACUGGCUUACAGGGUGAAAGAGACCACUAUGAAAGUGAUAAGGGGCAGAGCACUGAACAGAAACAAAUAAACCUAGAUGGAGUCAAGGCCCGGGUGGACAAAAUCUAUGUGGAUGGAUUGUCCAGGACGAAAGAUGACAUCAUUAUUGCCACUGUAAGGGAUUUAUUCCAAGCAAAAGAUUUCCAGGAGGUGAUUGUUGGUGCACACAAAGUUCGUGGGAAACUUGAAGGAUUAGGGUGUUUCCGAAAUAUAGGAAUCUAUAUCGAUACAAGUUCUGGACCACAUGCUACUCCUGAAGGUGUUGAGGUCACAUUCUAUGUACGUGAAUUAAAGCGAAUUGUCGGUGGAGUGAGCACAUUAGUGGGAAAUAAUGAAGGCUCAUUGGUGGUGCAAAUGCGGUUGCCAAACAUCUUCGGACGAGGAGAGAAGCUACAGACAGAAUACAGUUAUGGGUCCCAGAAAACUUCCACUUUUAACCUCUCAUUUACAAAACCACUUCAAGGGAACUUAAAUCCAGUUUUUACUGGCACAGUGUUCCAGGCAGGAUCUGAGUGGCCUUCGUCAGGAUACAAGCAGAUUGAGAGGGGUCUUCUACUAGAUUUUGGAUUCAAUUCAACCCCCUUGGUUAGACACAACUUACAGUGGGAAGGAGCUUGGCGAGAUAUAUCGUGCAUGAGUCGCUCAGCUGCAUUCCAAGUGCGGGAACAGACAGGACCUAGUCUGAAGUCAUCAGUUCGUCACAUCUUGACGUUUGAUUGCAGGGAUGCACCCAUUCUACCCACCUGUGGUUCCCUCAUAAAGUUAACGCAAGAGUUUGCAGGUCUUGGAGGCAAUAUUGGCUUCUUUAAGAAUGAUCUAUGCUUGCAAAGCAAUUGGACCCUCUUAGCAGACAUGGUAGUUCAGGCAACACUGCAGGCUGGCUUUCUUACACGCAUUAACAACAGCCAGAAUGUUGGCAUUUGUGACCAGUUUUUUUUAGGUGGUCCUUUGUCAUUGCGAGGUUUCCAAGCAAGGGGUGUUGGGCCUCAUAAAGAUGGAAAUGCACUAGGUGCCAAUGCAUACUGGUCAGGUGGCCUUCAUUUAUUCACGCCUCUUCCAUUCAGUCCUGGCAAGGGAGGUUUGGGUGAUUUCUUCAGAACCCACCUUUUUGUAAGUGCUGGAAACCUGGACAAUGUUUAUUUAGGUAAAGAAAUGCCUACAAGUUUUCAGACUUUGAUGAGAACUGUGCGGAUGGCAUAUGGGAUUGGUGUGGCACUACGUCUUGGCCAGAUGGGACGUAUUGAGCUGAAUUAUUGUAUACCUGUCCUUUACCGGCGUGAAGACCAACCAAAUCAUGGUGUGCAGUUUGGUAUAGGUGUUCAUUUCCCAUAAUUAAAAUGUCAUACGAAAAAUCUGAUUUGCAGGUGUGGCAUGAGGCUGAGACAUAGCAUAAGUAGUUUAUAAGACUGGAGAGUGUUUGGAGACACCAAUAUGAAAUUGCUUUUACUACAUGCCUUGGAAUUCUGAAAGUGGUAAGCCUGUGAAAGAAUUCUGGAAGAUCUCAACUUUUGUUUGAGCAUAUUGUUGUCGCCACCAGAUCAUGCAAAUCAAGGCUAAUGUAGGUAUUUGUAGCUUGAAAUCAUGACAUGAAUAAAUUAAGAGACUUCAUAGUGUUCAUAAUUAAAUUAAAUUAUUUAUUUAUUUUCAUCUAAUUACAGUUCUAAAAAGAAGGUAACUGUUCUAUUAUUUUCAAUAAAAUGUUACAUAUUG